Anopheles stephensi (Asian malaria mosquito) is the source of this 10924-nucleotide messenger RNA. RefSeq names its product putative protein kinase C delta type homolog (gene Pkcdelta). The coding region runs from base 1175 to 7921 and encodes 2248 amino acids. The record is from RefSeq and is a predicted model, not a curated record. The transcript has 9 exons. Gene Ontology annotation, biological process: peptidyl-serine phosphorylation; intracellular signal transduction. Lineage: Eukaryota; Metazoa; Arthropoda; Insecta; Diptera; Culicidae. Gene Ontology annotation, molecular function: ATP binding; diacylglycerol-dependent serine/threonine kinase activity.
UGGUUUUCGGCAGGCCCGCCCCGAAACCCGUCCCGUACGGUGCUCUAGUUUUUCUUUUGAGAAACGGGGCAUCACACUCUCUUUAAUGGCGAGAAAUCUGGUACAAAUCCUGGCAGGGGUGAAAAUACGGUCCAACGCACGGCUGAUCGGUAGUGGCUCAGUUUGCAAGUGUCCGCUGCCAGUAACGGUUACCCAGUAGUCAGGCAGGCAGUGUCAGUGUGCCAGACAGACCGAUCAGGCCAUCUUUGCGCGCCCGGGUUUCGGAUACGGACGCACAGCAUACAAACGACUUUUUUUUAAGAGCUGGAUAUCGGUCCACCGAGUCUACGAAAAGUAAUAGAUUCAGCAACCAGACACACACGCACCAUCAACUAACUGACUGACAGUGGUGUUUGGAAUCAGUUUCGGCUGUUGCCUAACAGCUUGCAGGCAGAGCAGUUAUUACCUGAACUCUUAAUUCGCACUGACCGCAAGUAACCUUGCAGCCAAGUAACGCUGCGCUGUACGUCAAUCCGGAUCACCGAACCUCCCGGAACCUCCGUUUCUCGCGUGUGUACGUGACUGUGUGUGUGGGUUAAACAGUGAUGAGAAGGAGUGCUACACAUUAAAAGAUAACGCGAGCGAGCGAGAGGAAGAGAGUGUGUGUGUGUGCGCGGUGAAGUGGUGACGGGGAUGCGCAUCGAAUUUAUGUAGUAUACCCUAGAAGCGGCGCUGGUGUCUGAACUGAAACGCAAAUAAAUUUCUGCAGAGAGAGCAACGCACACAAACCACUACCAACGCAUCGGAAGACCGCAAAAAAAAGCUGUACAAACCGUCGAACCUGAUUAGGUACAGACCGUCUUCAUCACGGGACCUGUCCCUUCGACUGCUUCCUCGGUCUCCGGCGUACCGACCGAUCGAUGCUCUGUUGAUUGAAUAAUUGUUGCCCUGUGUCUCUAGGUGUGUUUGUGUGUCCCUGUUUUUUUUUUUUGGAACGCAGUUUAAGUGUGUGCGCGCGCGAGUGAGUGCAGUUAGUGUACCACGACACCCCCACCCCCUCCCACCCCGGCCUUUUCUGCCUAAAGUUCAACAAAAUGCAGCGUGAGUUUCGUGACAAGUCCCCGAAUAGUAUGAUCCAGCGUCCGAGUUGAGCAGUCGGUGGGUCGAUAUCGUUUUUGCAGCGUAACCGUGCAAGAUGCCGCUGUACUCAGAAUUGUAUCACAACUUUGUCGGCAAUACGCCCAUCAUCCCGACGCCGAUCGUUUCGGUCGGAUCCUCCACCUAUAGUCCACCGACGUAUGUCGGUGUGUCGCGUGCCUUCCCAAACCCGCUGUCAUCUGCCAGCUCCCGUACUGCACCGUCCUUUACCCGGGGAUACGUGCCAAAGUUGACACCGAUCACCGAGACACCGCUUACCAGCACCCGUAUCGCGGCACUCGGACGUGUCAGUUCGCCCAAGUUCUUGGGUGGUCAUCAUCAUCACCAUGGGCAUAGUUCGCCCACGUACCAGAAACCACGGCGCACUAUCAACACCGCGGACAUUGACGUGUCGGCUUCGAAGUAUGCGGGCGGUACGCGCACACCACUGUCCACCCAUCAUCGGUCGUUGGCCCUGCUGGAGUCGAGCUGCUCGCCGACGAACUAUUCGGGGCCAAGCAGUCCACCGGAUGCGUCCUCGCUAUCGUCGAUCGGAACCGCUACCAUCAACCUGUCCGAAACGGAGCGUACCGUUGGCGGAGCGUUGUCUAGCGUAACGCCACUGUCAACACGCGAUCAAGAGCUCAACGAACGCAGCGAACAGCGGCGCGCUCGGUCGACCAUCAACCGGAACCGUACGGUGGUGCGGUUGAACACGAUUCGUGCACGUAGCAAGUCGCGGGGAAGCCGUGGAAGUACCGAGGGUCGCGAUCGACUGACGCUGCCAGAGGUUGGCAGUGAGCCUACGUUUGACGAGGAGAUGCUGCUGCUGGAACCGUCGAUGGUAAGGCCUGGUGGUGGUAGUUCGUGGCGUGACAAUUUUCGGGAUGAGCUAUCGUUACGGCCCCGUACCCGUACCGAACCGAGCAAGUCUCCUGGGGAGCUACUGCUCGAGAAGCAUCUGAUAAGGGACGGUGAGAGUGCGGCGGUGAGCACCACGGAACCGAGCUAUCCACCAACCCGUUCCCCAGUGCCGAAACGGCGCGGUACAAUCCGGCGCAAAAGUGCUGUAAAGAUCCCGAGCUUUCAUGAGAUCUGUGCCGACAUUAGCUCGGACAAGCUGGACGAUGAUCUGAACGCGGGUGAAUUGCGUCGCCGGGCAUCACAAUUGAUCGAGGAUGAGUUGCUACAGUUUCAGGAGGAGCUCAAGAAGGCGGCCACCGGAGCUAACAAUCUGGCGCCGGAUAUACUCGAGGAACGGCUUAAGGAGGCACUCGAGCAGCAAAUCGCACAAGACUCAGGUGUGGAGGUAGCGGAGAAGCGAAAGCAGAAGAAAAUUAAGCGCACCCGUACGAAGGUGUUGCCAGUGCCGACUCCAGAUGAGCAGGAGAUGGAACCGAAGCUUGCCAGUGAGCCGGUGGUGGUGGUGGAGAAUGCAGCGCCACCACGAAUCGUUGCCGAGCUAGAAUCGAUCGAAGAGUGCACGGUGUUCAAACUGCCGAAAAAGAAGAAAAAACAACCUGAAGAUACAGGCGUCGUGAAGAAGAGUACUACCCCAGGCGGGCUACGAAAGGAGAUGACGGAGCACGGCCGUACCGAGCCAGAGCUGCAACAGGUACAGGUGGUUAUCGUUGAUCGACCACAGUCACACAGUGCUGAUUUGACGAACGGAAUGCAAGAUGCGUCGAAGCAGGCUUCGACGGAUGCGGAGGAUAAAGGUGUUGUCGAAGGGGCUGGCCCUGCCGACACACCACCUUCACCCACUAUCCUACCAAAACCAAACGCUGAGCCACGCAAGCUGGCCAAGACUGGUAUAAAGACGUACGUGCGUAAGAAAACGGUUGAGAACUUACCCGAACCAAGCUUAUCGGAGGCGUUGACAAGUGAGAGUGAGAACUUGUCGCCAAAGGAAAAGAUUUUUCCACCUCCAAAGGACGCUGUUCUUAGCUUACAGCCAGCUGUAAAAAAGUGCGAACCUGAAAAGAAAGCAGCAUCGGUUGCAGAAUCAACCGAAUCAGUUAAACCGAAAGAGCCGCUCCAGCUGAAAUCAACAGCGGCUGAUACGAAACAACUUUGUGAGGUAAGUGAUAAAGUCACAUCCAAUAAAGAGACCGCAAUCAAGAACUCUUUUGACAAACCAUUAAAGCUAGUAGAUCCAGAACAAAGCUCAAAUGUCGAGAUGCCUGCCUCAAUUACUGCAACUCCUAAUAAGAAUCAUCCAGUUGAACGAAAGAUCAUACAGACAGCGGAGCAAAAAAUCAAUGAUCCUAAGCAGGCAAAACCAAAUCAAACUGCUCAAUUAACUGCAAGCAAAGUAGCAGAAGAGCCAAUUGAAAGCCUUCUGCCUACCGAUCCACCUACUGCACCUUCAAAGCUGGCUGAUACUAGCGUUCUGAGCGUCACAAACAAAUCGCAGUCCAUCUCAACUGUGCCAUCAGGUGAAUCAAAACCACUAGCUCCACCGUUCAACACGGAACCCACCAAUAAGCUACAACCAGCAAAAUCUAAGCUCGAUGAACCGGGGAAACUAAUUCCCAACAAGCUAGCGCUACGUAAGAAACCGAUCGAUUUGAAACGGUCCACGGAUGAUGUGGACUUUUGGAGUACCAUCGGAACGCGGGAGACAGUAUCGUUUGCACGGCGCAAGCAGCAGCUGGUUAUGCUCCGGUCUACGGAAGAAGAAGAAUCACCUCCCGCUUCACCAAGCCAUCCAUUCCAAGGCUUACCAACGUCGCCAAAGCAACCACAAUCGGCAGAAACGAAUACGGAAGCGAAGCAAUGGGAUACGGUUAAACCAGCAGCCAUUUCUAAGGCACCUACUAUGCCGGUAAGUGACGUGAAACAGGACGCAGUUGCAGCUGUGUGUGACAAGACACCCGUCCCUGCCAAGAGCCCGGCAGAUGACAAGCCGCAUACAGAUUCUACGAAGCAUUUGAAAAUGUCGGCUAGUAUGGAUGCUGCUUCUCAAGCGAAACCUACUGCAGUAGGCGAGAAGGUAGCAAAACAAUCAGAACCCACAGAGACAAAGAAAACUAAACCCAUUAAACCUGAACCAGAAGCAAUUAAAGCAAAUCAAGCUGCGAUGCCACUAGCGAAAGGGAAAGAAACCACACCUACGGAUGGUGCAAAGAUAGCUCAAUCAACACUUGCGUCACCAGCUGAAUCUAAAGUAUCGAAAACGAUAACCACCACACCACCAGAAAGCCCGACAGUGAAAUCGAAAGCGAACUCUUCCCUAACGUCAGAAUUGUUGGCAACGCAAGCGAAACCCAACACAAGUCCAGACGCGAUUGCUCCAAAAGCAAAACCUACCAGCCUUCCGGGGGUUUCUGCAUCAGAAGUUUUGGUAACGCAAUCAAAACCCAACACAGCAUCAGAACCAGUCCCAUUGAAAGUGAAGCCAAGUACAACGCUUGACGCCAUUGCUCCAAAAUCAAAACCCACCAGUCUUCCGGGAACUCCGGUAUCAGAACUUUCAACGACGAAACCCAAUACACCACCAGAACCACUCCUUUCGAAAGCAAAACUUAGCACAACUUUAGACGCCACUGCUCCAAAAGCAAAACCUACCAGCCUAUCGGAAACUCCGGUUGCAGAUCGUUCGACGGCGCCAACGACGAAACCCAAUACACCACCAGAACCACUCCUUUCGAAAGCAAAACUUAGCACAACUUUAGACGCCACUGCUCCAAAAGCAAAACCUACCAGCCUAUCGGAAACUCCGGUUGCAGAUUGUUCAACGGCGCCAACGACGAAACCCAAUACACCACCAGAAACACUCCCGUUGAAAGUGAAACCAAGCACAACGCUAGACCCCACCACUCCAAAAACGAAACCUGUCAGCCUUCCUGGAGUGUCCGCAUCGAAACAGAAACCAGACACCCCACCCGAGCUACCAUCGCCGAAAGCGAAGCAGCCCCCUACUUUGGAGCCUGGAACAAAACCAAAACAACCUCCGCUUCCCGAGAAAACGCCAACGAAAGUCACCAAAGCACUUCCGGCACAAGAGGUCCUCCCGAUCGCAUCGCUCGACACGAAAAAGUUAUCGCCCAAAGAACUGAUAAAGGCGAUCGCACCCAACAUUGCGGCAGCGGCUGAAAAGAAGCUGGCCCAGGAGAAAACAAAACCAAAGCCGGAACAGAAACAACCCCAACCACCUGUUCCUUCGACCCUCACCUCGUCCACUGCUGCUGUGCCGGCCUCUGUCACAGCGACAACACCGCCAACCGAUGGCACCAAACCCGCCGAAGAACCGGUGAAGAAAGUGAUCGUGAAGAAGGUGAUCAAAGUCGUCAAACCGAAAGUGCCCGCCGGUUCGAAGCCAAAGACUGAACCGGAAGUGGAUGGGCAGGCGGAGCGGGAACAGGAACAGCGCCGCCUCGCUCAGCAGAAGCAGCAAAAUCUCGAGCGUAUGCAGACGAAGCUCAACCAAAUCACGCUCAACAUGGGUGUGAAGGGGACGGAGGUGGAGGUGAAGGAAUGCCAAAAAUGUCAGUCGGCGAUUGUUUCCGAGGCGCUUCCGGUGCCGGUAGCCAUCGUGACGGCGACACCGACGCCGAAACCGGCGAAGCAGCCGAUCGCGAACGGGGCGAAGCUGACGAAGAAUAAAUUCGGCACGCUAGACAAUCUGAGUGACCUAUCUGCUGUGGACGUUCGCGAUCGUAACAACAACGCGGGUGUCGUGAAACCGUCAGUGGUGAAACCCAAGCAGACAACAGUAGCAGUAGCAGCAGCAGCAGCAGCAGCAGCAGUUGCAACAAGUGCAGACAAGCAGAAGGUGUUGUUUUCGAGCAGUGAAGAAGACGGCACAGGUGUUCCAGCGUCCGGUGUAGGAUCCCGGAUCGAUAACGACAGUGCAUCGGAAACUUCGUUCUCGGGUGUAGAAGACGACUGGUCAUCGGAGGAGGAGGAAGACGACGACGACGAUAUGGCGAACGAUAAGCUCGAAAAGAAGAAACCGUUCGAUCCGACCAAGCGCGUCAAGCUGAACUUCGAUCAGAUGCGCAAAUGCUACUCGAAGGAGGAAAAAUCGCCAAUUGUGCUGGUGGCUCGGCCCCGUCCGCUCUGGAAGGUGAAGCGACACGGCCACCGGCACAACCGGAAGGCGGAUCUGACCAGCAGCAGCAGCAGCGGUAGUGGCAGCAGCAGCGAUGACGAGAGUACCAGCACGUCGACGACCACGAGCAGUGGAGCGACGAGCAGCAGCACCAACAACACCACCGAUCAAACAUCCUCCGAGGCGGUGUCCAUCUUGGACGGUGCCACCUCGGACAUCAACACGGACAGCAGCGUCAACUCGAGCACGGGCGGCAAACAGAAGGGCAAGGGCCAGCAGGCGAAGGCCAAAGGGCAGAAAGGGAAACCGGAUCCGUUUAGUGAUAUUUACGACAACCCGAUGGUGAUCCCGCUGCAUGCAGAGCCGCGCACGAGCAGUCGCAAGAGCGGUGGUUCGUUCGUACCGCCGCCGGCCCGGGACGAGAACAACAACACGCCGGCCGACCUGGACGAGGACGAGCGGGCACGGUCAAUCGGAGGCGGGCACGAGGUACGCAGCGCCAGCACCAGCAGCCACGAUUCCGGAUUCUACGGUGGAGGCACAGCACCGAUCAGCCCGAAGAAAGCACUCGAAACGUCCUACACCUAUGCACAGUUCCAGAAGACGGGCAAACUAACGGCACCGGCCACAGUGAUACCGCGCUUCCGGAAGUACAACGUGGACGACUUCCAUUUCCUUACCGUGCUGGGCAAGGGUAGCUUCGGAAAGGUGUUUUUGGCCGAGCUGAAAAAUUCCGACUACUACUACGCGAUCAAGUGUUUGAAGAAGGACGUCGUGCUGGAGGAUGACGACGUGGACUGUACGCUGAUCGAGCGGAAGGUGUUGGCCCUCGGUACCAAGCAUCCCUUCCUGUGCCAUCUCUUCUGCACCUUUCAAACGGACAGUCAUCUGUUCUUCGUGAUGGAGUACCUGAACGGCGGUGAUUUAAUGUUCCACAUCCAACAGAGCGGUCGCUUUCCCGAAGCACGGGCCCGCUUUUACGCCGCGGAGAUUGUGUCGGGGCUCAAAUUUUUACACCGCAAGGGUAUCGUCUAUCGUGAUUUGAAGCUGGACAACGUGCUGCUUGAUUAUGACGGCCACGUGCGGAUAGCGGACUUUGGUAUGUGCAAGCUGGAGAUCUACCUGGACAAGCUGGCGGACAGUUUCUGUGGCACACCGGAUUAUAUGGCGCCCGAAAUAAUCAAAGGGCAAAAAUACAACCAAGCCGUCGACUGGUGGUCGUUUGGUGUGCUGGUGUACGAGAUGCUCGUCGGCCAGUCACCGUUCAGCGGCUGCGACGAGGAUGAGCUGUUCUGGUCCAUCUGCAACGAGAUACCUUGGUUCCCGCAUUAUCUCUCCAAGGAAGCGUUACGAUUGUUACAGUCGCUCCUGGAAAAGGAUGCCUCGAUACGGCUCGGUGUGCUCAACACGAUGGACGAGGAGAGCGACAUCAAGUAUCACCCCUUCUUCAAUAGUAUUAUCUGGGACAAAUUGGAGAGACGAGCCGUCGAACCACCGUUCAAGCCCCAAGUCCGACAUCCACUCGAUACGCAGUAUUUUGACAAGCAGUUCACUCGUGAGCGAGCGCGACUGACACCCAUCGACCGGAACAUCCUCGCCUCGAUGGACCAGGCCCAGUUCGAAGGAUUCACCUACACCAACCCCAACAACACACUGACCAAAAUACGGGAGAAGCAGAAGAAAAAGCAGAAGAAAAUGUACUUCUGUCCCCAGUGUGGUGAUAUCAAAGUGACGUACAAUAUCUUCUAAGCCCCGCCACCGUAGGCUCCCAGAUCGACGGUGUUCUACCGAGUAUUUGUGCCCUCGACAAGGCGCGGAUAAAUGAGAGCACCCGAUAACAAAAAAAAACCCAAUUGGUGAUACUGAUGUUUGCGAAGAUGGACGAGAAGCACACAAUGAAAAUGCCUGAAAGAUCAGUAUGCGAACGGAGGAGCAGUCGGCGAACCUUGAGCCGAUUGGUGACGCCGUUUUGCAGGCACCGUAUUGGCUGCGACUGUAACGCACGCAAGGAAUCGAGCUUCGUCCGGGGGUUUUCAAUUAACAUCGUGUCCCCUAGUUUGUGUGUUUUACAAACCUUCCGGUUGCACAGUUCUGAUAGGGUGCCUGUUGCGUGUUUAAUAGGGAUGCGAACACCCCAUACACUUGACUGCAGGAAGGAGAGCGAGUCCGCAGGGGACAAGAGAUUCUGCGCAGUGCGAGGCGCUAGGUGAGGCUAGCCCAUCAGGCUAGGCAACAACAACGUUUGGCAGAACGAAUCCUCGGCGAGCUACUACAACAAAAAAGCCUCAAAACAUCAAGAAGGGAUAUUCAUGGAACAGGAGAGUCUAAUGGAAGGAUGUUUUAAGCUGCAGCGCGAGGGAGCUUUCGUCUGAGCAUUAUCUGGAUAGUUUCUUGAUGUUUUCGAAGAGUUUUUUUUUUAGAGUUUAACCAUUCCUUCAGACUUUUGUAGUUCUGUUUUUUUUUUUUUACGAAGAGACCUAUCGCAUCCUAUAUAUUCUUGGUCCAGAGUUUUUUUUUGGUUUUUGUAUCUUCUACCUCUUUUCUACGUCCCGCUCUCAUCUGACCCCCGUCUUACGGACCAACCAACCAAAACGAAAUACGGACCGAGUUGAACUACAUCAACCAGCAAAACCAACCAGUCACAGAGUACUAUGCAAAACGUAACAUCGACAACUUCAACCAACUAAAGCCACAACAACAAAAAAAACUACAACCGACGAAGAAUGUAAAUUGCAACGACGAGUGCCCCGAACCCUUUUGCCCGUUUGAGACCUCCUCCAUCCCUUCUUCUGACUCGACUCCUCUACCUGCUGCCUCCACCAAGUCCUUCCCCUAAGUCCACUAACUCCUGGAGGGAGGGAAUUUCCGCGCAAGAAAACGCAGGACACGAACACGACUUCUUCCUUGCUCCUUCCCAGACGAACGCUAAUUAUUUCUUACCCUCGUUUACAUCCAGGACUGUGUAAAGACUUCCCUCCCUAACACUUUACGACACCUCCUUUCCUUCCUUGCAUCUUCCCAACCCUAUGUCCCGGUCCCUGUCUACGUACUCACUUGCUUGGUGACAUGUUUAACUAACCCCUGCCCCUCCCACCAGAACCCGCCAAACGGCGCAGCAUCAGACCCACCCAUUUUCACUCUUUCUUUCCCUCUUUCGUUCGUUCGUUUUCCGACUCAUUCGUUUUGUGUCCAUUUGACGGUUUUCCGAUCACUGUUAGCUGAUUUUUUCUUGUUCGUUUUGCGGUUUCCUUUUUAUUGCCCUCUCUUCUCUGGUUUUUUUUUUUGUUGUUGUUGUUGUUCACCCCUUUUUCAAUGAUUGUUUAAAUUUUCUCUUUUGCUUCUUCUCCUUUUUUCUUUCUUUCUCUCUUUCUCUCUUUUUCCUUUUCUUUUUCUUUACUUUUUUCCGUAUUUGUAAUGCUUUUCGUCCCAUAAUGAUGCUUUUACAAAUGUUGACUCUUUUAUGAUUUUUUUUUUGGCUUACUUCUUACUUAAACACCUGAAACAGUCAAGAUAAUGCAAGGCUUUAUAUGCUGCUGCGCAGCAGAUUUGAUAACUAGCUAUGGUGCGUGGGGAAACAAAAAACAAAGCCCGCUUCACAGUGAAUAUCUGUAACUCGAGCGUAUUGCGGACAACAGUUUUGCAUGUGACACUUUUGGUGUAGUUCAAUUUUCCUUCAAACCCCCCCCCCCCCCCUACCUCCCCCAUUUCCCCAUUCUAUCCUUGCACUUGUGCUUCCGAUUGAAGAUAUUUUUGAUCCUUGCUUCGAGAAUGCUGUCCAUGUACGGUUUAGUGGUCCGAUGUUUCCUGGAACAAAACGUCCUAGACAAGCGUAUUAAGAACCAGGCUUACUUAAUCCUGUAACCAUCCAUCAUAAUCGUGUCGUUCGUUCACUGUUCUUUGUUGACGACGUCGGAGAACGCGUGCCGUUGGACAUUCACGAUUAGAACGGAAAUGACGUAAUGACGCGCGAAUAUUCGCCCAAGACUUAACGCCACUUUUUUUUUCUUUGGGAGCGAAGGCCGACGAGUGUAUGAAGAGGUACAGUAGCCUAUAGAUUUGGAAACAUUGAACGAGCAUUAAUGGAAGAUCGCCCAAAAUUUGUGUCCAACUUUGGAACAGCAGCUUUCCGAAAGGGUCGUUACAGAAGUUCGGUGGGCCAUUUUCUAGGCGUUUGUCUAUAUUUUGGUUUUCUCGCGCUCUCUCUCUCUCUCUCUCUUUUGUGCCUUCGCGUCGCGAAUGAGUGGGGUGGAGUAGCCUACUAGACUAGUUGCUAGCUCUUAAUGACACAUUCACGCACCUGUUAAAUGCUUGUUGAUAAUAACGAUGCGAUUUAAAAGGUGAUGAUUUUAUUUUUUUGGGCGAUCGAGUGAGAGAGGAUUUAGGUUCACAAAACCAACAAAAAAAGAGGGGCGGAAAACCCUACCUUGUGAACGUUUAUCUAUAUGUUUUAUUUAAAUAUAUUAUAUACUUGUGCAAAGUAACACAUUAAUUAUGUAAUGGUGAGGGCGCAGUGAGCGUGGUGAAGGAGUGAACAGUUAACACUGGCACCAGCCACUGCUGGUGAGGUUUUUAGGGAUGCCAUCGGCUAAUGAUAAGAAACUCACAUUUAAAAAUAUUUACAAACACACACCCACACAAACACACACACACACUGAAUGCAGCCAUAUGCAGAUAAUUUUGUCAAACAUCAAUUUCAAUUAAUAAAAACCAUGAGAGAGCAUAAACCCAAAAAUGUAUAUGCUCAGAAAGAGA